Molecule: messenger RNA, 462 nt
Organism: Rotaria socialis
Lineage: Eukaryota; Metazoa; Rotifera; Eurotatoria; Philodinida; Philodinidae
Source: the annotation of a GenBank genome assembly
AUGCAAAAUGAACAUUCAUUACCAUCAUCGAAUGAAAGUAGUAAUGAUACCAUAUCAUCUACAUCUAAUGCCAUAGCUAAAGAUUUAUUAAAUCAUAAUCAUCAGAUAAAAAAUUAUCAACAUGUACCGAAGUCUGCAUUAUCUACGAAAACUAAUCCGUCAUACGUACGAGGAUCCCAAUGGGCGAAUUCGAAUAAGAUGAUUGAACGUAAACCAAAACGUGUAAAGUUGAUCGGUAAAAAACUGACAAAACGUGAAUUGCGACCUAAGAGAAAAUGUGAAGCAAGACGAGACGAUAAAACAGAAUCCCAUGAUGUUAAACAACUUUUGGAAAAACAAGUUCGUGAAUUAGAAUUCAAACAACAUAAUUUAUUGCAAGAAGUCCAAAAGCUGCAGUUAUAUAAAGAACAACUUGAAUUAAAAUGUGCACAAGAAUGUCCAAGUUAUAAACUAAUGCGAUGA